Drosophila persimilis is the source of this 2288-nucleotide messenger RNA. It is a transcript of the gene JhI-21, whose product is annotated as large neutral amino acids transporter small subunit 1. Gene Ontology annotation, cellular component: membrane. Gene Ontology annotation, biological process: amino acid transmembrane transport. The record is from RefSeq and is a predicted model, not a curated record. NCBI's taxonomy places the organism in Eukaryota, Metazoa, Arthropoda, Insecta, Diptera, Drosophilidae. Gene Ontology annotation, molecular function: L-amino acid transmembrane transporter activity. Bases 271 to 1761 code for a protein of 496 amino acids. The transcript has 8 exons.
CACUCUCUGUUUUUGGCCCCCAAAACUUGCUACCCACGUUCUCUCAAAUGACGCUCACAUUCAUUCUCUGGGCUCUCUAUAUAUGUACUAUAAUUUACGCUGGGGUGGAAAUGCGUCAACAUUAAUAUGAAAAUGCCGGUCUCGAUGCCAACGCACAGUCUCAACCCGCACUUGGAGCCGAUUUGUGUGUCCGCACCACGCAGUGUUUGCAUUUCGUGAGUGGCAAUGCCAACUAUUGCGCAUUAAAGACAAACUAUAUCCGUACACAUAAUGACUGAACGAUAUGCGAAUGGUGUGACCACCAGCUUGGUGGACUCCUCCGAAGGUGCACCCAAGGAAACCCCCGAAUCGGAUGGAAAGAUCGUACUGAAACGGAAGCUAACUCUGCUCAAUGGAGUGGCCAUCAUUGUGGGCACCAUUAUAGGAUCUGGCAUAUUCAUCGCACCCACUGGAGUCUUUCUAUAUACAGAAUCCGUUGGAACUUCCCUGUUGAUUUGGUCGGCUUGUGGAAUUUUGUCCACAAUUGGAGCCCUCUGUUAUGCGGAGUUGGGUACAAGCAUUAUGAGAUCUGGUGGAGACUAUGCAUAUUUGCUGGUUUGCUUUGGUCCUUUGGUUGGAUUCCUACGCCUCUGGAUAGCUUUGCUGAUCAUCCGGCCAACGACGCAGACCAUUGUAGCUCUUACUUUUGCCCAUUAUGCCGCCAAACCCUUCUUUGAGGACUGCGAUCCACCUCAGAACUCGGUCAAGCUUCUGGCAGCGGUGUGCCUGACUUUGCUCACUGCCAUUAAUUGUUUGUCCGUCAAGGUCUCAAUGAAAGUCCAGGAUGUCUUUACAGUGGGCAAGCUGCUGGCUCUCAUCAUGAUAAUAAUUGCUGGUAUCUACUACAUGGCCAUCGGCAAGCUGGAGAAUUUUAGUAAUCCUUGGGAGGGCACUUAUAGUGCUCGGAAUAUUGGCUAUGCCUUCUACUCUGGCUUAUUUGCCUUCGGCGGAUGGAAUUACUUGAACUUUGUAACAGAGGAGCUGCAGGAUCCAUACAAAAAUCUUCCACGGGCCAUUUGGAUAGCCAUGCCCCUGGUCACGGCCAUCUAUGUUCUCGUGAAUUUGGCCUAUUUUGUUGUGGUUAACAAGCCGGAAAUGCUCAGUUCUUUGGCCGUAGCGGUGACUUUUGGCAACAAGGUCUUUGGACCCCUGGCCUUUAUGGUACCAAUCUUUGUGGCACUCAGCACCUUUGGCGGCGUCAAUGGCGUGCUGUUCACAUCGGCACGACUCUUUGCAACUGGUGCCCAGGAGGGACAUUUACCAAAGUUUUUCCAGCUCUUCCAUGUGAAGCAACAGACACCAAUACCGUCGUUAAUUUUCACCUGCCUGAUGUCGCUGCUUAUGCUCUUGACGGAUAAUGUCUACCAGUUGAUCAACUAUUUCAGCUCUGUGCUCUGGCUAUCUGUCGUCGCCAGCAUAGCAGGCAUGUUGUGGCUGCGGCACAAGAAGCCGGAUUUGCCACGACCAAUUAAAGUACAUCUGGUCUUGCCCAUCACCUUUAUGGUCUGCUGUGUGACAUUGGUGCUACUGCCCAAUUUCGAGGAGCCCGGGAAUCUGCUCAUUGGCAUUGCCAUCACUCUCGCCGGCAUUCCGUUUUAUUAUGUAUUUAUAGCCUGGAAGCAGAAGCCCAAGUGCUAUGGCCGCCUGUCCAGUGCUGUGGUGGAGCUCUGUCGCGGCAUGUUCAACACGACCAUCAUAGAAUCGAAUGAGGCCAUAAACUAGGACCAAUUUUCCCCCAACAAGAAAAAAAAACUCAUGUAUCGGCUAAAACCUAAUGAUGCUUUUAGUUUAAAAAGACAAAUGAUAUUCAGAGUAGCUAUCCGAGCUGUUUGCCUUUAGCCUGCAUUCUCUUUGUGAUCGGCCAACCCCCAUGUGUAUGAUAUUUGUGCUUAGAAACUGGCAUUCCUCACAUCGAAAUCGGUAUCGUUUAUAAUUGUUUAGUUUAUACACACAUACAUUUAGUUUCCCCAUAAUACGUAUAUUUAUUUUAGCAAGCUCCACAGUUAACAUAUUUUUUCUCCGUAUAUGUUAUACGAGUAUAGCCCCGAAGGCCUUCCUCAGUAGAACGCAUUUUAUAAUUUCUUCCUGAUGCCACAUUCCUUAUUUGAAUAUACGUCAGGAAGUACUGCUUUUUAUGGGAGCAAACUGCAUGCAUACUCGUAUUGUGACAUGUUUAGGGAACAAAACAACGGGCACUUUCUGGCCACAAAUUUGUAAACGUUUUUGCUGAUAAAUGUUGCUAUUUUAAA